Messenger RNA from Triticum turgidum subsp. durum (durum wheat), 327 nucleotides. The record is from the annotation of a GenBank genome assembly. NCBI's taxonomy places the organism in Eukaryota, Viridiplantae, Streptophyta, Magnoliopsida, Poales, Poaceae.
AUGGCGCCGUCCAUCUCCAUUGCCGCCGCCUCGCCGGCCUCGGGCUGGAAGAGCGGCAGGAAGGCCGGGGCGGCGCCGGCGGAGGGCGAGGCGGAGAAGGAGGCGCUGCUGCUGCGGCGCCGCAACGCCGAGCUGGAGCGGGAGGUGGCGCUGCUGCGGGCGGAGCUGGAGGCCGCGCGGCUGCGCGCCGAGGCCGCGGAGGAGGCCGAGGAGCGGCUGUGCGCGCAGCUGGGCGAGGCCGAGUGCGAGGCCCUCGAGCUCGCGCGCGCCUACCAGGGCCACGUCCAGGAGCUCGCGCGGGAGCUCGCCGCCGCACGCAGCAGAUAG